This is a messenger RNA of Aptenodytes forsteri (emperor penguin), 2667 nucleotides long. RefSeq names its product CD44 molecule (Indian blood group) (gene CD44). Gene Ontology annotation, biological process: inflammatory response; cell adhesion; positive regulation of ERK1 and ERK2 cascade. The transcript is spliced from 9 exons. Gene Ontology annotation, cellular component: plasma membrane; basolateral plasma membrane; macrophage migration inhibitory factor receptor complex. Bases 83 to 1279 code for a protein of 398 amino acids. The record is from RefSeq and is a predicted model, not a curated record. Lineage: Eukaryota; Metazoa; Chordata; Aves; Sphenisciformes; Spheniscidae. Gene Ontology annotation, molecular function: cytokine receptor activity; hyaluronic acid binding.
AGGCUUAACAACCGUCGGGGCUUUUCUUCUUUCUGCAGCUUGCAAGGAUCUCUGUUUUUUGUAAAACAGUUCCGAGGAAACAAUGGCCAACUUCUCCUUAUGGGCAACUUUUGGAUUAUGUUUGCUGAAGCUUUGUCUAACAGAAACACAAUUCAAUGUAAGUUGCAGAUAUGGAGGAGUUUUUCAUGUUGAGAAAAAUGGUCGCUACAGUCUCACACGAUCUGAAGCAGUCGAACUCUGCAGAGCUCUCAAUAGUACCUUGUCAACGCUAGAGCAGUUGAAGAAAGCUCAUGAACUUGGAUUUGAAACUUGCAGGUAUGGUUUUGUAGUGGGGAAUAUUGUUAUCCCACGAAUCAAUCCCUAUCAUCUUUGUGCAGCAAAUCAUACUGGCAUUUACAAACUUUCAGCAAACACAACUGGUCGGUAUGAUGCAUACUGUUAUAAUGCGACAGAAACAAGGGACAAAACGUGUGAGCCAAUUGAAAGACUAGAUACUUCUUUCCUCAGUAAUCAGGGUGAAAUAGUCAUUGACAAUGCAGAUGGCUCACGUUAUAAUGCAGAUGGCACGCGUCAUAGUGGAGAGUCCUCAACCUCAGGUGCGGAUGAUGAAAAUGUAGGUAGUGGAUCAACACAUGACACAACUCCCAUGGAUACCUCCAUCAGGAGAUCCAGCCCCUCAUAUUAUGGAAGUGCUACUCCAGUCUCACAGCUGCCAGAUCAUUCUUCUGGAGGGGGUGAAAAAGAAAUUCCUAGAAAAGAUUCUGAUGAUGAAGUUUCUCCUGUAUCACCUGACAUCUCUUUGGUGACGGCAGCUGAUGAUUCCCCUGAAAAAGACGGUGGACAGUAUCCUGCGAGUACUAGAUCUACCUCCAGUAUAUAUGGUAAUCAAGGACCACACAAGGGACAUGAUGAAUCCACUACUUUCCCUGGAGAGACCACAACAACAAAAAUAGUUUCACAACCAAGGUCGGCCCAGGUACCAGAAUGGCUGAUCAUAGUUGCCGCUCUUGUGGCACUUGCAUUGAUUCUUGCAGUGUGCAUUGCUGUUAACAGUCGGAGAAGAUGUGGGCAGAAGAAAAAGCUAGUGAUUAACAAUGGCAAAGGGGCAGUGGAGGACAGGAAGACAAGUGGAUUAAAUGGAGAUGUCAGCAAAUCACAAGAAAUGGUGCACUUGGUUCAUAAAGAACAGUCAAAUGACCAAACAGGAGCAUGUGACGAAUUCCUGACCGUUAAUGAAACACAAAAUCAUCAGGAGCUUGACAUGAAGAGUGGAGUGUAAUGGUACCAAGUUGCCAAGUAGAUCAGAGCUGGGGAAAUCAAAAUCACAUGGAACUUGGACAGGAAUUCACAGAUGCACUGUGCUACUGAUGUCUUCUGAACAUAAUUAAACAUAAGUUUUAUUCAUUUUUAAUCACUUUAAAAUGAUGUCUGAGUUACAAAAUUGACAUUUGCUUUCUGCAAUAAGCCCCCACGAGUUGCAUAAUGUUUUCAGUUCCCAGUUCCUACACAGGGGACACUCACUGUGUCCUGGGUGUCAGGAAGGAUACAAGUUUACAUCAUUGUUCCCCAGAUGGAGGGUCUUCGCUGUGCGGAGCUACAGAAGUAUCCAGUCACUCCAUCUUACAGGCAUUUAAGGUACUAAACUUGCCAUGGUACUAGAGUAAGUGAGGAACAAAUGUCAAGAGCAAAAAUCAAGUUUAAACCAAAAAGGCCUCCUAUGCAAUGUCUAAAACAUCAGAAUCCUUCAGAAAUGCCUUCCAGCCAGGAAGAGCAGUAGGUGCAUUCAGAGUCUGCCAGUAUAAACAAAAAGUGACAUAUUAUAAUGAUUUACAGCUUGGUCUGCAAUGAGGGGAACCCAGAAGGACAAAAUUUAUUUAUCUCUAUUUUUAAAUGUCUAUGGGCAUACAGCAAGUCUUCUUGGGAGGGGGAAUAAAGAGAUGAAAACAUGAGCUGAUAGAUAAUAAACUUCUAUACUUUAUUAUCCUAACAAUCUGUACAGUUAUCCUUGAGUUUUUGAGGUGUUCAUUGCUCUUCGCCCUCUCUCCCUCAUUGGUCACAGUUUGUGCAUGUUUUUAAUGAGUCUGUUAGUUAGGAUAAUGAAUAAAACAGAAUGACCCCAGCUCUAUCACAUGCACAAAUCAAGCAAUUGGAGAUCAUUAGGGAAGAUGACAGUAUUUUAUUCCUGAAAAAUAGGUCUCUAUCUUCUUCUGCUCCAUUUUACUUAGGAGAUGCUGAGCCUAGUAAAACUUGUUUCCCCUAUAACUAUUAUGUUACACCAGUUUGCUGAUAUUUUAAAAGUUGCCUUUCUGUGAUCUCGUUCACUUCCUCUGAAUUCUAUUUCAUCCACGUUUUUCCCUCUGCUUUUUAAAAAUACCAGACGAAACAUUACUUGCUUAUUGGUACCAGAAGUUCAAAUUCUACAGAAAAGAUCAAAGAAAAUUAAAGGAAGCUCUCCCAGCCAUGUAAUAUAGUAAAGUAGCUGCUGCUGCAUUGUUACAUGCUUUUGUUUUGUCCUUAUGUGUCUGUUAUGUCAAGUAUUUGUAUUAAGCUAUGAUGCUGUGCAUUAUGUUGAUAUGAAUUGUCAGAAAGAAAAUUAUUUACUACCAGUGGUCUGUGCCAUUUUUAAGAAAGCGUAUUGGAAUGGAGGGAAAAUGAUAACUUCUAAUU